AAAAAUGCGGCGGCAGAAACAAAAGAUUGAAGAAUCAUGAGACAAAAAACACGCAGUUAAAUUACGGAUUCUGUCUCCGCCGCUACCACCACCCAAUCUCCUCUUUUAUUCUUCUUCUUUUUUUUAAUAUUUUAUUAUUCUGCAAAUCAAUUCAUCAACCAACCAAUCCGCGGACUCCGCUCCUGUCGCCCUCCUCAAGUCCACCUUCCCCGGCGGGGAUGCCGAUGCUGAAGCCUCUCAAUUUCCACCAGAAGCAGCACCACCAUCACAACUACUUACAGCACGACCACUGCCGCCGGCGGCAGCGUUAGUCGAACCAACAGUGCUUCCUCAAUCACGACCACUAUCACAACUAUCGGACGCUAUGAUAUCGAAUAGAGAUCCCGAUGCUCUCUUCAGCGGCGGGGGCAUCAGCUUUCUCUCUGGCAGCCGAACUGCAAAACUCAGCUAUGGAUAUUCAAGUUUUAAGGGAAAAAGGGCUUCAAUGGAGGAUUUCUAUGAGACAAGGAUAGCUGAAGUUGAUGGUCAAAUGGUUGCCUUCUUUGGUGUUUUUGAUGGUCACGGAGGUGCCAGAACUGCUGAAUAUCUUAAAAACAACCUAUUCAGGAAUUUAAGCAGCCAUCCUGAUUUUAUCAAAGACACAAGGACAGCCAUUGUUGAAACAUUCAGACAGACAGAUGCAGAUUACCUCAAUGAAGAAAAAGGCAAUCAGAAAGAUGCUGGGUCAACUGCAUCAACUGCUAUGCUGUUGGGGGACCGGCUCCUUGUUGGGAAUGUUGGUGAUUCUAGAGUGGUAGCCAGUAGAGCUGGUUCAGCUGUUCCACUGUCUAUUGAUCACAAACCUGAUAGAUCUGAUGAACGCCAAAGGAUUGAAGAGGCUGGAGGUUUUGUCGUGUGGGCAGGAACAUGGCGCGUCAGUGGUGUUCUUGCUGUUUCUCGUGCAUUUGGAGAUAAACUACUUAAGCAGUAUGUUGUUGCUGAGCCAGAAAUUCAGGAAGAAGAAAUUGACGGUGUGGAUUUUAUAAUCAUUGCAAGUGAUGGUCUGUGGAAUGUGUUAUCAAAUCAGGAUGCAGUUGCUUUAGUUCAGGACAUACCAGAUCCAGAAGCAGCAUCAAGAAAACUAAUACAAGAAGCUUAUGCAAGGGGGAGCUCUGACAAUAUUACUUGUGUCAUAGUUCGAUUUAACAAUUCAUGAGUGGAUUUGUCUAGGUUUCGGAUUUAUCUGAUUUUAAGAACCAUUAAAUAUCAUUCGUAUCAGAAACCAGGAAGUUCAAAUUGUACCAUUGGUGCUUUUCUUCUUAGCUUCUUAUUCAAGUAGAAAGACUGUUAUAAGUUGAUUACUAUUGCUGGCUAACAACUGGAUUUUUCAGCUUCUUAGUUUUGAUACGUGCUCUUUUAUGGUUGGCUUGAGCAAUCCUUUUACCUGAUGUAAAAGAUUGGCAUUGUGGUUCGGCGUUUUGAUGCCUCCAGCCACAUCAAAUUGUUCUAAGUGAUUCCUAAUGACUUGGUUUGUCAAGAUCCUUUCCUUUUUGGUGUCUUUUUUGAAACAAAAACAAGGUAAAAUUGAGGUAAUUACAGUUUUAACAUUACACAGUUGGUAUGA
Molecule: messenger RNA, 1603 nt
Organism: Jatropha curcas
Lineage: Eukaryota; Viridiplantae; Streptophyta; Magnoliopsida; Malpighiales; Euphorbiaceae
Product: putative protein phosphatase 2C 11
Biological process (GO): protein dephosphorylation
Molecular function (GO): cation binding; protein serine/threonine phosphatase activity
Source: RefSeq, a predicted model, not a curated record